Messenger RNA from Puma concolor (puma), 2799 nucleotides. The record is from RefSeq and is a predicted model, not a curated record. NCBI's taxonomy places the organism in Eukaryota, Metazoa, Chordata, Mammalia, Carnivora, Felidae.
AUGGCCGCACUUGCUCUGAAGCCAGAGCUGGUGGACGUCCAGACCUGGGUGGUGAUGCACUUACAGAACCCUGCUAACUUCCACAAUGCCGCCACGGAGCUGCUGGACUGGUGUGGGGACCCGCGAGCCUUCCAGCGGCCCUUCGAGCAGAGCCUGAUGGGCUGUUUGACGGUGGUCAGUCGGGUGGCAGCACAGCAAGGGUUCGACCUGGACCUCGGUUACAGACUGCUGGCAGUGUGCGCUGCGAAUCGAGACAAGUUCACUCCGAAGUCUGCGGCCCUGCUGUCCUCCUGGUGCGAGGAGCUCGGCCGCCUGCUGCUUCUCCGACAUCAGAAGAGCCGCCAGAGCGACGCCCCCGGGAAACUCCCCAUGCAGCCUCCCCUCAACUCCAUGAGCUCCAUGAAACCCACUCUGUCGCACAGUGAUGGGUCGUUCCCCUAUGACUCUGUCCCUUGGCAGCAGAACACCAACCAGCCUCCCGGCUCCCUCUCCGUGGUCACCACGGUUUGGGGAGUGACCAACACAUCCCAGAGCCAGGUCUGUUCCUCUUUCCAGAUGGGUCCCACCCAGGCGUAUAACAGCCAAUUCAUGAACCAGCCCGGGCCGCGGGGGCCUGCCUCCAUGGGGGGCAGCAUGAACCCCGCAAGCAUGGCGGCUGGCAUGACACCCUCGGGGAUGAGCGGCCCUCCCAUGGGGAUGAACCAGCCCCGGCCGCCCGGCAUCAGCCCCUUUGGCACCCAUGGGCAGCGGAUGCCCCAGCAGACCUACCCGGGGCCCCGGCCCCAGUCCCUGCCUAUUCAAAGCAUAAAGAGGCCAUACCCGGGAGAGCCCAACUAUGGAAACCAGCAAUAUGGACCAAACAGCCAGUUCCCCACCCAGCCAGGCCAGUACCCUACCCCCAACCCCCCACGGCCGCUCACCUCUCCCAACUACCCCGGGCAAAGGAUGCCCAGCCAGCCGAGCACGGGGCAGUACCCACCCCCCACGGUCAACAUGGGGCAGUAUUACAAGCCAGAGCAAUUUAAUGGACAAAACAACACCUUCUCGGGAAGCAGCUACAGUAACUACAGCCAGGGGAACGUCAAUAGGCCUCCUAGGCCGGUUCCUGUGGCAAAUUACCCCCACUCACCUGUUCCAGGGAACCCCACGCCCCCCAUGACCCCCGGGAGCAGCAUCCCCCCGUACCUGUCCCCCAGCCAAGACGUUAAACCACCCUUCCCGCCUGACAUCAAGCCAAAUAUGAGCGCUCUGCCACCACCCCCAGCCAACCACAAUGACGAGCUGCGGCUCACGUUCCCCGUGCGGGACGGCGUGGUGCUGGAGCCCUUCCGCCUGGAGCACAACCUGGCUGUCAGCAACCACGUCUUUCACCUGCGGCCCACAGUCCACCAGACCCUGAUGUGGAGGUCCGACCUGGAGCUGCAGUUCAAGUGCUACCACCACGAGGACCGGCAGAUGAACACCAACUGGCCGGCCUCGGUGCAGGUCAGCGUGAACGCCACGCCCCUCACCAUCGAGCGCGGGGACAACAAGACCUCCCACAAGCCCCUGCACCUCAAGCACGUGUGCCAGCCGGGCCGCAACACCAUCCAGAUCACCGUCACGGCCUGCUGCUGCUCCCACCUCUUCGUGCUGCAGCUGGUCCACCGGCCCUCCGUGCGCUCCGUGCUGCAAGGCCUCCUCAAGAAACGCCUCCUGCCCGCGGAGCACUGUAUCACGAAAAUCAAGCGGAAUUUCAGCAGCGUGGCUGCCUCGUCAGGCAACACGACCCUCAACGGAGAGGAUGGCGUGGAGCAGACAGCCAUCAAGGUGUCUCUGAAGUGCCCCAUCACAUUCCGGCGCAUCCAGCUGCCUGCUCGAGGUCACGACUGCAAGCACGUCCAGUGCUUUGACCUGGAGUCGUACCUGCAGCUGAAUUGUGAGAGAGGGACCUGGCGGUGUCCUGUGUGCAAUAAAACGGCUCUGCUUGAGGGCCUGGAGGUGGAUCAGUACAUGUGGGGCAUCCUGAACGCCAUCCAACACUCCGAGUUUGAAGAGGUCACCAUCGACCCCACGUGCAGCUGGCGGCCAGUCCCCAUCAAGUCAGACCUGCACAUUAAAGAUGACCCAGAUGGCAUCCCCUCCAAGCGGUUCAAGACCAUGAGUCCCAGCCAGAUGAUCAUGCCCAACGUCAUGGAAAUGAUCGCAGCCCUGGGCCCUGGCCCAUCCCCCUACCCACUCCCGCCUCCACCGGGGGGCGCCAACUCCAACGAUUACAGCAACCAAGGCAACAACUACCAGGGCCAUGGAAACUUUGACUUCCCCCACGGAAACCCUGGCGGGACGUCCAUGAACGACUUCAUGCACGGGCCGCCCCAGCUCUCCCACCCCCCGGACAUGCCCAACAACAUGGCCGCCCUCGAGAAACCCCUCAGUCACCCCAUGCAGGAAACUAUGCCACACGCUGGCAGUUCUGACCAGCCCCAUCCCUCCAUACAACAAGGUUUGCACGUCCCACACCCCAGCAGCCAGUCAGGGCCUCCAUUACAUCACAGUGGGGCUCCUCCUCCUCCUUCCCAGCCUCCCCGGCAACCGCCACAGGCCGCUCCCAGCAACCAUCCACACAGCGACCUGACCUUUAACCCCUCCUCAGCCUUAGAGGGUCAGGCCGGAGCACAGGGAGCAUCCGACAUGCCGGAGCCUUCGCUGGAUCUCCUUCCAGAACUCACAAAUCCCGAUGAGCUCCUCUCGUACCUGGAUCCCCCCGACCUGCCGAGCAAUAGUAACGAUGACCUCCUGUCUCUCUUUGAGAACAACUGA